GCACUCCAUGGUAACGACGCCGGCCCGAAGAUGGCGGCCGCUGGCGCUGGCGGAGCGGGCGGCCCGGGGCCGGGGCGGCCAGGCCGCUGGGCCGGCUGCCUGUGGCUGCGGGGCGUCCUGCUCGUGCUGGGCGGGCUCCCGGCCGGCGCCGCGGCCGCACCCGUCUCCCUGGGCGCCUCGCCUCCGUGUCGGCAUCACGUCCCUUCUGACGCGGAGGUCAUAAAUAAGGUUCAUCUUAAGACAAAUCAUGUCGUAAAGAGAGAUGCUGAUGGGCAUUUACGAAUCAAGACUAUCUAUGAUCAGAGUAUUGAAGAGUUGCUCCCUGAGAAAAGAUAUCUCGUAAAGAACAAACUUUUCCCACAAGCUAUUUCUUAUUUAGAGAAAACGUUUCAGGUUCGGAGACCUGCCGGCAGGAUCUUACUGAGCAGACAAUGUGCCACCAACCAGUACCUGCGGAAAGAAAACGACCCACACAGAUACUGCACUGGGGAGUGCGCGGGGCACACCAAGUGUGGGCCCGUCAUAGUGCCCGAGGAGCAUCUCCAGCCCUGCAGGGUCUGCCGAGAGGGUAAGUGGCCCUGUGGAGCAGUGGGUGUGCUCGAUCAAGAGGGCGUCCAGGAUGCAGACUUUGUUCUUUACGUUGGUGCUCUGGCCACGGAGAGAUGCAGCCACGAAAACAUCAUUUCUUACGCAGCCUAUUGUCAGCAGGAGGCAAAAAUGGACAGGCCGAUAGCAGGAUAUGCUAACCUGUGUCCAAAUAUGAUCUCCACCCAGCCACAAGAGUUUAUUGGGAUGCUGUCCACAGUGAAACAUGAGAUCAUUCACGCCCUGGGUUUCUCUGCUGGGCUCUUUGCCUUCUACCGUGAUCAAGAUGGAAACCCCCUGACUUCAAGGUCUGCAGAUGGCCUCCCACCUUUCAACUAUAGCCUUGGCUUAUACCAGUGGAGUGAUAAAGUGGUUCGAAAAGUGGAGAGACUGUGGAACGUGAGAGACGACAAGAUAGUCCACCACCCUGUGUAUCUCCUAGUGACACCACGUGUUGCUGAGGAAGCUCGGAAACACUUUAACUGCCCGGCCCUGGAAGGGAUGGAGCUGGAGAACCAAGGCGGGAUGGGCACGGAGCUCAACCACUGGGAGAAGCGCCUGCUCGAGAAUGAAGCAAUGACUGGUUCUCACACCCAGAACCGAGUCCUCUCUCGAAUCACUCUGGCAUUAAUGGAGGACACUGGCUGGUACAAAGCAAAUUACAGCAUGGCUGAGAAACUGGACUGGGGCCGAGGAAUGGGCUGUGAAUUUGUCAGGAAGAGCUGCAAGUUCUGGAUCGAUCACCAGAGGCAAAAGAGGCAGGUGCCAAGCCCGUACUGCGACACGCUCAGGAGUAACCCCCUACAGCUGACGUGCAGACAGGACCAGAGAGCCGUGGCUGUGUGCAACCUGCAGAGGUUCCCUAACCCGUUACCGCCAGAGUACCAGUACUUCGAUGAGCUCAGCGGAAUAUCCGCAGAGGAUUUGCCUUACUAUGGGGGGUCAGUAGAAAUCGCUGACUAUUGCCCCUUCAGUCAAGAAUUCAGCUGGCAUUUGAGUGGCGAAUACCAGCGCAGCUCGGACUGUAGAAUACUGGAGAACCAACCAGAGAUGUUUAAGAACUACGGUGCAGAGAAAUAUGGUCCACAGUCAGUCUGUCUGCUUCAGAAGUCAGCGUUUGUCAUGGAACAGUGCGAGAGGAAACUCAGUUACCCAGACUGGGGGAGUGGGUGCUACCAGGUUUCUUGUUCUCCUCAAGGUCUGAAGGUUUGGGUUCAAGACACUUCAUAUCUAUGUAGCCGGGCUGGGCAGGUCCUUCCUGUCCGCAUUCAGAUGAAUGGCUGGAUUCACAAUGGAAACCUGCUGUGCCCUUCCUGCUGGGACUUCUGCGAGCAGUGCCCACCAGAGACCGACCCUCCAGCGGCCAACCUGAGCAGAGCCCUUCCUCUGGAUCUCUGCUCCUGUUCGUCUAGCCUGGUGGUCACGCUUUGGCUCCUCCUGGGCAAUUUGUUUCCCCUGCUGGCUGGAUUUCUUCUGUGUGCCUGGCACUAGGAAUGGGAAAGUGAGUUCACAAAAGUGACAGUUGUGUCAUGUUCUCAUGAACAAAGCACAAAACAGAACCCGGGAGAGUGCCAGCCCAUGGAGAUGGUCCGGAUGGCAGAGGUGGCAUUCCCGACUCCGGCUUGGCAGUGCAGGACGGCUGUGAAGCCUGGCUCCAUGGCGGUCACCCCUCAUCGGCCACACAGCCACCUCGGCGCGUGGAGACGAAGAACAAGUGCCCGAGGCGCCUUAGUUUCUCCUGGCAGUUCUCCUUUGAACGAAGGGCAGUGGUGGGAUUCGCCACGGUCACAUACCUCAGCAUUUGCAUUAACAGAAAGCCCCGGGAGCACCAAGGCCGCUCAGAGAAAAGCUGAUGGACCACUCCAGAGUGUAAGUUGAGGACCCCAAGUACAGAAAUGGUCCUUGGGAUUCUGGAUCUCCCAUCACCGUUGCACACAUUUUCAGUGAAUGCCUGGACACGGCCCACUCAGGCCAUCAUGCUCCCUGGCAGGUCCUAGUUGCUAUAGCAUCUGACCUGACCGUGUUUGCCUUUCCCACCAGCCGUGUGGCCGGUCGCUGAACUGUUGUCACUGUGUCGUUAGCCCUCGGCGCCCAGCCGUCUCCGCCUGAGCUCAGUGCCCACCUGCAUUCCUCAUUCGUUUCGUAGCGGCUUGGAAAAGCGUAGGAGAGUGUGAAGGACAGCUCGCUCGCAGGAAGAGCCUGAGUUCGCGCAAACAGAAGGACCCGUGACUGUGUGCUUCAGGUAAGAUUCAGAACAGCUAUAAUCCACCAAAACUCAACUGACCCUUUCUGGCCUGUGUAAAUUCUCAAGUUCAGGCGUGGACAGGCGUGCAGUUACUUUCAGGCAGACUGGGCUGCUACAGAAGAACUGCUAAUAUUGGAAAGUUGUUUCACGGACAAGAAGAAAAACUCAAGUUAAGACAAGGUGAUCUGAAUUGCUUUCUAACAGUGACGUGUAGGCUUGGUGUCAAGCCUGCCCACAGGCCCGUCCUCGACUCUUUGGAAGAAGUUGGAAGAGCACCUCUGUUUAAACGCCCGUUUCCUCCCGUGUUUGACAGCCGUGUGCCGCGUGGAUUCUCUGAAGCAGUUCUGCUCCCCUACCAGUGCUCACCAACCUAACAGGAACGAAACUUUGAAAUUGUCUAAUGAGGAGCGACGUCCCGUUUUUCUCCCUAAAGAUAGUCAGCUACUGUAGUGUUACAAACAGGCUUUUAGGACCAGCGAGAUGGCUCAGUCGGUAAAGGCACUUGCCACCAAGCCUAAUGUCCUGAGUCUGGUUCCUGCAGACCUCAUGGAAGAAGAAAGGGGCUAACAGCUCCUGAAAGUUGUCCACACACACACACACACACACACACACACACACAAAUAAAUGUAAAACCACCUUUAUAACAAAACUUAGCAUUCAGACACACUCCUCCUCCUCCCUCUGUGCCAUUCAGCAUAUAGUUAUUAAGUGCUCUGUUUAGGAAAUUGUACCAGUAAAGCAGAGCAUGGUGGCCUGUAGGCCCAGCACUUGCGAAGUAGAGGCAGGAGGACGGCUAGGCCACCUUGGGAAUUUAAAUUUGAAGGCAGUAUUGGCCACAUGAAACCCUGUCUGGGGAGUAGAGAAUGGAAAGGAGUUACGUUAGGAGCAAAACACCACGGCCCCGAGCGCUAGCGGCAGCUAACCGCGGCUCUGCAGCAGCGUGGGCCUCGGGUGCCGGGGCUCCGCCUUCGCUUUAAAGGCGCGAUUUGACGUGUCCCUGCAUGCAGUGUAAGUUGGAGGCAUUCACCCUUGUGCGAAGCUGAGGCCCCUAAACUCAGCCAGCUUCGGCUAAAGAGAAGUCCUGGUCUGCGGAUCUGCACUCUGUGCUUUGCCAGCGUCCCGAGGCCUUCAAGGUGCACAAGGUCUGAGAAAAGUGAGCCUGAGCGCGUUUUUAAAGACCUAGACAGCAUGCUGGGCCUGGUGGCACGUGCUGUUAGUCCUAGCACUGGGGGGACAGAGGCCAGUGGAUAUCUCAGUAAGGCCAGCCUGAUCGACAAAGCAAGUUCCAGACCAGCCAGGGUUCACUAGUGAGAUAAACAAAAGAAAAAGAAAGAAAUACACAUCAAACCUUCAGGACGACUUAUGAGUCAUCCUCCAAAACGUGUAAUUUCACCAAAAAUAACAGUGGAGUGUAUUGAGGUCAGUGAUAGUUUGGCGACAUUUUGACUGUUGUACAGUAAUGCCAUUUAGGUAGUAUCAUUUCCAAGCAUGGUGCUUUUUAUACUUGAAAUAUAUUUUUGCUUUAUUUUUUAAUUAGUAUAAUUAUAUUUGCACUUUCCGGAGAAAAAGUUACAGACAACUUUUUUUGUAUAUAUAUUUAUUAAGCUUGGAAUGUGACGUCCCAGUGUUUUCUCUGCACAAACGUGAAACUUAGCGCAGCCCGGGUGCAGAAACCCGGAACUCCUGAGAGUUACACUGCAGUUAGCUUCACUGCCCUGUCCCUCCCUCUUCAGUGAGGUCGCUUCUCUCUGAUCCCACAUAGUGUCCUCAGCAAGACUUAGACGGUCCCUCAGCCGGUAAGACCCUCACUUAGAAUAUAGCAACAAAGAAACGGCUUCUGCAGGCUGAGAUCCCCACGCAGAAUUAGCUGUAGAAUUUGAAGCAGCCUUCAUGCUCGUGUUCUGUGGCAGCUCAGCCCUUUCGCAUCGCAAGGACAAAACCAGUGGCCCACAGAAGGAACCAAGCAGGGUGCUCCGUGUAGAAGUGAAAUGGGGACAGCUGAUCUGGGGACAGUAGACGAGUCCCUUCCUGAAUCAGAAAGGUCAAGUGUUUAUUUAAAAAACUGGCUACCUCGGUGUUGAGUUCAAACAGGUCAUUGUGUUUUAAGGUCCUAGGUGUCAAUCAUACCAAGGGACCUGUCUCAGGUUUUCUCAGAAUUUACAGGAAGGAAGCAAAGCCAUGUGAGGAGCCAUGAAUAGGGGCAGGAAGGGAGCUGAACAGUGUUUAGUAAUCUAUGUGUCACUCCUCCAACUUUCUCCUGCAAAACAUCCUUCCAUAAUCCUUCUAUCUUUCCUAUAGGCUUCUUAUAUUUUUAAGACCAAAUGGGCAUUCUAAAAAUGUUAUGAAUUAUGCUUAGCAUUAGUUUUCAGCCUAAGUUGGCUUAGAGUUUAAUGAGAUUUAAAGAUAUAGCAUAAUUGUAUGGGUUGUAAAUAGUCUUAGGAAGAUAAGUAUAUCAGAGUAUUUCGUGAAAUGUUAUCAGCGUUCUCUGCAACAUUAGACUUACAGAUUGAGCCAGGCAUGGCGACCGUGCCUGUAAUCCCAGCACUCAGGAGACAGCGGCAGGAGGAUUUUGAUUUUAAGACUAGCUGGGCUGCAGAGAGAGACACUGUCUUAAUCCUCCCUACCCACCCACCCCCAACACACAAAAAAAGAAAAUUUACCAAUUGCGGCCAUGUAUAAAGCAGUGAUGCUUGGUCAUACUCGAAAGCCCCAUGACUGACACUUGGUGAGGACUCCGUCCCUGCUGGCCCUGCGCAACCUCUUGGAGUCUCCAGCCUUCACUGUGUUCCAUGCCCUGCCCAGCUGUGGACUUACGAAGAGAGGAGAGCCAGUCUCCUAAGACAGCUGAGUAGCCCCUGCAGAUAUCUCCAAAGACUCACAGCCAGCUUCUUGGUGGGCACGGUUCUCCCCGCUGUGACCUUUGCCCCCAGCACAGGAGGACUGACAUCUUUGGCUGAAGCCAAUGCUGCCCAUUCUGAACAAAGGGUUGAACUGGAAAGGAGGGUUUGUAUUCUUUUGGGUUUUUUUUUCCUUUUUGUUUUGUUUUUUUCUUUUUAAUUAGACUGGGACUGGGGAAGGAUUUCUUUUAUGUUUACAUUUUUAAUAAGUAAAAUAGACUUUAAAAUUAGUCUUUAUUUAUGGUGGUGAACCUGAAGUGUAAUAUAUUCCUCAGAAAAACACAACUUUAAUAAAAAUGAAAACUAACUUGCA
Molecule: messenger RNA, 6040 nt
Organism: Meriones unguiculatus (Mongolian gerbil)
Lineage: Eukaryota; Metazoa; Chordata; Mammalia; Rodentia; Muridae
Gene: Lmln
Product: leishmanolysin like peptidase
Exons: 17
Coding region: 31-2076 (681 amino acids)
Biological process (GO): cell adhesion; proteolysis
Cellular component (GO): membrane; cytoplasm
Molecular function (GO): metalloendopeptidase activity
Source: RefSeq, a predicted model, not a curated record